Ostrinia furnacalis (Asian corn borer) is the source of this 1603-nucleotide messenger RNA. It is a transcript of the gene Argl, whose product is annotated as Argininosuccinate lyase. Gene Ontology annotation, molecular function: argininosuccinate lyase activity. The coding region runs from base 131 to 1567 and encodes 478 amino acids. The record is from RefSeq and is a predicted model, not a curated record. The transcript has 8 exons. NCBI's taxonomy places the organism in Eukaryota, Metazoa, Arthropoda, Insecta, Lepidoptera, Crambidae. Gene Ontology annotation, cellular component: cytosol.
AACAACAGAAUUGUCACGAGAUAAUUAAGUUCUCAGAAUAAACAAACCAUUCUAAAUAAACGAUUUCACAUUAUCACGUGAGUACCUACUCUUGUGGUUAGUUUACGCUUAAAUUUAGUCGUAGUCUACCAUGUCCGCAGAUAGAUACCAGUUAUGGGGUGGCUGUUUCGAGGAGGAGCCAUCAGCAGUUCUGCGUCGGCUGAACGAUUCCUUGAGCGUCGACAGCCGGCUCUAUCGCGAAGACAUCCGCGGUAGCCAGUGCUGGGCCCGGGAGUUGCACCGCAGCGGUCUACUGUCCCACGAGGACCACCAGGCCAUACAAGAAGGACUCGCGAAGGUAGAAAAGGAAAUAGAGGAAGAGCUGACUAAACACGGGUGCCUAAAUGACCCCGAAGAAGACAUCCACUCGGCGGUGGAGCGAAGACUGCACGCGCACGCGGGCGAUGCCGCGCUGCGCCUGCACACCGCGCGCAGCCGCAACGACCAGUCAGCUACCGAUACCAGGCUGUGGAUGAUGGCCUCUAUGCAACGACUGCACAGCAGCCUUUUAGAGCUUAUUACGGUUCUUGUAAAAAGAGCACAAAAAGAAAUAGACAUCAUUGCACCGGGUUACACCCAUUUACAGCGCGCACAACCAAUACGCUGGAGUCAUUUUCUUCUAAGUCACACCUGGCCACUGCAUGAUGACGUGGCGAGAUUAGAGGAGCAAAGGAGCCGUUUAUCCCGCUCUCCCCUCGGCAGCGGAGCAAUAGCGGGGUGUGCCUUCCCCAUCGACCGAGCUAGAUUAGCAAAAGACUUGGGAUUUGAGGAUAUCACACCCAAUUCCAUGUUUGCUGUCAGUUCCAGGGAUCAUAUUGUGGAAUUUCUGAAUUGGGCAUCAUUGUGUAGCUUGCAUCUUAGCAGGCUUGCUGAGGAUUUAAUCAUUUACAGUUCCCAAGAGUUCAGUUUCGUCCGGUUCUCUGAUCAGUUCUCUACCGGAUCGAGUUUAAUGCCACAGAAAAGGAACCCUGAUGGUCUAGAACUUGUGCGAGGAGCGGCAGGCCUGAUGUUAGGCGUUUCAAUGGCUUUCAGCUGCGUUCUGAAAGGCCUGCCAAGUACUUACAACAAGGACCUGCAGUCUGAUAAAGAGCUGCUGUUCAGGUCUUACGACAAGCUACAGGAUUGUUUAAAGGUCGUGACUGGGUCCAUUGACACGAUGGAGGUGAACGCCGAUAAGGCACUCGCCGCGCUCGAACCAGGCAUGCUAGCGACAGACCUGGCCCACGCACUGGUCCGCAGCGGAGUGCCGUUCCGCCGCGCGCACCAUCUUGUAGGCGCCGCGCUGCGACGCGCCGCGGCCCUCCACCUCGACUUGCGGACCAUGCCGUACUGCGAAUACGUCGCGAUUUGUCCAGAAUUUGGCACGGAAGAAGAGCUGCGGGCUGUGUUUUCCUGGGAAGCGAGCGUGGAACAAUACACCAGCGCCGGAGGCACAUCGCGUGCCGCUGUGCAGAAGCAACUGGAUGACUUAGCAAUCUGGAUUAAACAGAACCAAACUGUAUCAUGCACCACUAAAAAGAAAAUUUAAAAUGAAGUACGAAUAUUUAAUGAAUAAAUGUAUUAU